Molecule: messenger RNA, 980 nt
Organism: Astrephomene gubernaculifera
Lineage: Eukaryota; Viridiplantae; Chlorophyta; Chlorophyceae; Chlamydomonadales; Astrephomenaceae
Source: the annotation of a GenBank genome assembly
GCGCAAUGCAGGGCUACGCGACGAAAAGCAUAACACUUCUGCUGCAGCAGAGUUUGCUUGGUGCCAAUAGGCUAUUGCUUCGUAACCGGUCCAUACAUUGUUUCAUCCUCCGCCGCUAUAAGUGUGUCUUAUUGGCUAGUCAGCUUUAUUUCACUGCUUUAAUUCAAAAGACAAUGCUGCGAGUACGUAGGGCAGUGGCGUCUUUCCUGCAGCAGCAGGUGUCACAAGCAGCCGCCCUUGAAAGCACACGCGAGGGCCUUCCCACGGCAUGCCAGCUGCCGUCGUGCUGUGCUCAAUCCUUUCGGUGCGCGGCCUCCUCUUCAACACGCCCAACGGGACCCAGGCCCGAUGCUAGCAAGCAAGCAGCGGCUGCAGCAGCGGCUGCAGCUAGCUCAAGCAGUGCCAGCAGCAGCAAUGAGACACCGCUGUCGCUUCUUGCCCGGCAACAGCAGUCUCUAGCGUCCAUGCCGCUCUAUCCCAAGAUGCUGGGCUUUGCAGGCGCUCUUCCCUUCAUGACGCUCACCCCCGCCUUCGUCGAGGCCGCCGGCUUCCCGCAUCUGGUGGACUACUGCUCGCAGAUGCAGCUGGCGUACGGCGGCAGCAUCGUGUCGUUCCUGGGCGCCGUACACUGGGGCAUGGCCAUGAACAGCGCCACUGUGGCGGCCGCGGGCAGCAAGGCGGCCGCAGCGCUGAACGAGCGGUACGUGUGGAGUGUGGUGCCCGCCCUGGGCGUUGUGCCCGCCCUCAUGAUGCAGCCGGCGCAGGGCAGCUUUGCGGUGGCGGUGCUGCUGGGCAUCUGCUACCUUUCCGACGCCUCCUACUACCGGUCCGGCCACCUGCCCGCCUGGUUCAUGAGCCUGCGCGGCUACUGCACGCUGCUGGCCAUGGCAGGCAUGCUGUCCACCACCGCCUACUACUUCAAGAAGGAUGUGGCCAAGGCACGCAAGAUGAUGGAGGAGGAGGACGCGCAGCGGCUGGCG